UUGGACGUCUCGGGUGUGCGCGCGCCGUCCCGCACACGCCGCCGCGAUCGCAUCGCGCGCGAGCUCGAGAUCCGUUUGCUUGAUACACUCGCGGUGCGUCCUCGUCGCGGUCUCCUCGUCGUCCGCGCGCGCGCGCCGCGCGGCGUCGCGCCAGGGCCGUCGGUCGGCGGUCGGCGGAAUCGUGCGCGGAAUCUUUCUCUCGCGCGCGUGACGGGCGUCGAAGACGGUCUUAGACGCGUUAAAGUCGCGCGUGUUGACGGUUACUUCCCUCGCGCGGGCUUCGACGCGCACGAACGAGCGUCGAGCGCGCGCGAGGGAAGGAAUUCUCUCGAGCGGGGACGCCUCGCGCGGGAACGAGGGUCGACGCGCCCGAGCGAGCGUUCGUUCGUCGUGGUGGCGGUUUGA
Molecule: messenger RNA, 405 nt
Organism: Ostreococcus lucimarinus CCE9901
Lineage: Eukaryota; Viridiplantae; Chlorophyta; Mamiellophyceae; Mamiellales; Bathycoccaceae
Exons: 1
Source: RefSeq, a predicted model, not a curated record